AUGGGAAGCUUCAUGGAGAUGCAGAUGGAGGAGGAGUUCAUCUUCCGGAGCCCUCAUUCCGGGGUAGUCACGGUGCCGGACAAUGUGACGCUGCCGGAGUUUGUGCUUCAGAACUCAGAGUUGUACGCCGACAAGGUUGCGUUCGUGGAGGCUGGGAGUGGGAAGGCGAUCACACAUGGCCAGGUGAAGAGGGACACAGAGAGGUUUGCCAAGGCGUUGAGAUCUUUGGGUCUGAGGAAAGGGCAUGUGGUGAUUGCAGUGCUUCCCAACGUUGCUGAGUAUGCGAUUGUUGCUUUGGGGAUUAUGGCGGCCGGCGGGGUGUUCUCCGGCGCGAAUCCGGCAGCUCAUGCGUCGGAAAUUAAGAAGCAGGCUCAAUCUGCUGAUGCGAAGCUCAUUGUCGCAAAUGGACUCAACUAUGAAAAGGUCAAAGCUGUAGGACUACCGGUGAUAGUCCUAGACGACGAACCCAUCGAGGACGCCAUGAACUGGAAGAAGCUUCUAGACGCGGCGGACCGAGCCGGCCAAACCGUUCCGAAAGAACCGAUCUCACAGAUCGACCUCUGUGCAAUGCCUUUCUCCUCAGGAACCACCGGACUCUCAAAGGGCGUCAUGCUAACUCACAGAAACCUCGUCGCCAACCUCUGUUCCACUCUCUUCGGCGUCGAACCGGAAAUGGUGGGUCAGGUCACCUCCCUUGGGUUGCUCCCUUUCUUCCAUAUCUACGGCAUCGCCGGAAUCUGCUGCGCCACCCUGAGAAACAAAGGCACGGUGGUGGUUAUGGGACGCUUCGAGCUGAGGACUUUUUUGAAUGCUCUGAUCGCUCAUGAGGUCAACUUCGCUCCGAUCGUCCCUCCGAUCAUUCUGAACUUGGUUAAGAACCCGGUCGUCGAUGAGUUCGAUCUCUCCAAGCUCAAGCUUCAGGCAGUCCUCACGGCCGCCGCUCCUCUUGCUCCGGAAGUCCUCACCGCAUUUGAGAAUAAAUUCCCUGGUGUUCUGGUCCAACAAGCAUAUGGACUAACAGAACAUAGCUGCAUCACACUAACUCAUGCACACAAAGGAUUAGCGAAUUCAAAGAGGAACUCAGUGGGUUUCAUCCUCCCUAAUUUGGAAGUAAAGUUCAUUGAUCCUGACACAGGCAAGUCCCUUCCGAGGAACACGUCCGGCGAGCUUUGCGUGAGAAGCCAGGCCGUCAUGCAAGGUUACUACAAGCAGGUGGAAGAGACUGCACAGACUAUUGAUAAGAAUGGGUGGCUUCACACCGGAGACAUAGGCUUCAUUGAUGAUGACGACAAUGUGUUCAUUGUUGAUCGUAUCAAGGAGUUGAUUAAAUACAAAGGUUUCCAAGUUGCUCCAGCGGAGCUAGAGGCCAUUCUUCUAUCACAUUCUUCGGUUGAAGAUGCUGCUGUCGUUCCAAUAGCAGAUGAAGAAGCAGGAGAGAUCCCAGGGGCAAGUGUGGUGAUGUGCGCAGGUGCAAAAGAGAGUGAAGAGGACAUGAUCAAGUACGUUGCUUCUAACGUUGCCAGUUACAAGAAAGUGAGAGUUCUUCACUUUGUGGACGCCAUCCCUAAAUCUCCUUCUGGCAAAAUCAUGAGGAGGCUCGUCCGAGACAGAAUGCUCCAAAACAUGACACCUUCUCAUUCAAAAUCUGCCUAA
This is a messenger RNA of Neltuma alba, 1653 nucleotides long. Its product is annotated as 4-coumarate--CoA ligase-like 1. Gene Ontology annotation, biological process: fatty-acyl-CoA biosynthetic process. The transcript is spliced from 6 exons. Gene Ontology annotation, molecular function: long-chain fatty acid-CoA ligase activity. Bases 1 to 1653 code for a protein of 550 amino acids. The record is from RefSeq and is a predicted model, not a curated record. NCBI's taxonomy places the organism in Eukaryota, Viridiplantae, Streptophyta, Magnoliopsida, Fabales, Fabaceae.